AAGUGCCUUAGUAUCAAACCACCAUGAGCGACUCGCGCGCGCCGAAUGCUGGCGAUGAUGCUGAACGGAUGCGCCUAAAGAGACUUGCGAAGCUGGGAGCACCAAGUCCAUCUCCUGGUGCGGCCUCGUCGUCUCAACCAAAGGCGUCUUCACCUCCUCCGAAAGUUAAUCCAAAGCCCUCUUCGAAAUCAACUCCAUCUCCCUCGACGCCUGUGGCGCCGCCGCCGCCAGCUCCAGUCUUUGCCAGGAAAGCCACCGUUCCUGCCAGCCUUAAUAUUCCAGCUUGGGACAAUGAAACUGUCGGUCAGGUCCUUGGAGUAACAUUGGAUCGAGAUUAUGCAGAGAGGCGUCAAUGGGGUCCGGUAUGGCUGAAAUACUUACAGCAGGAACUGGACUCUGAACAACCAGAUGCUCCAAAACCCUGGAAACUAACUGCGGAACUCGCUGAUCGACUAUUAAUCUCGAGGAUCGAAGUAAAUCGGGAGACAAUGUCAGAUGAUCUAGAUUAUUUACCAGUCCUUGCAUCUCUUCCUGAGGAUGAAACCAUUUUCGAAUACCUUAUUGGAUGUUGGAGACGACACAACAAUAUUAGAACCGCCCUCGCAAAGAAAAAUCUAACUCCUCAGGAUUCGCAGCACGCACAUUCAGUUCUGAAUAAACUCAAAGACUUGAUAGUCAGUUAUGCUGGCCUCGAUCUGCAAGAUCCCGAAAUGUUCACACAAACACGAAGCAAAGCAACAGGGCCUCCAGAGCUGGUCUCAAAUUUGUUAUCUCUCUCUAGCCUCACCGACCCCUUGUCCAGCAGUUUUUCUGGAACCGUCCUCACUGCUGAUGAAGUUCCCCUGUUCUUGCAAGAUCUGGUUGCGCGGUUUGAACCUGAUGGAGAACUUGACUCGGUCUUGGGAACAACAAUCAGGCAGCUUCUGUUUCAUGUUUCACUUGCUCGUCCGGAAGGUAUUGGUGGCGCGGAUGCAGGCUGGCGGGGAGUUCUGAGUGGGUUAGAAGCACUGGUCGCAAUUAAACCUAUUGCUGUUAUGAUGACCAGGCUGCCGGAAUGGAAUCCAUCGUCAGCUACUGCAUCGAAUAUUGAGUUAACGAGUUUAAUGGGUCCGUUGUUGCGAUUAAGCGUAUUUGGGAGGGAGUGGCCAACAAUAGCCAAUUCCUACUUCUCUGAUCCAGAGAAGAGGUCUCAUAAUGACAUCGAAUCUUCCAACGCCAGUUUUAGAGGAACACUCAAGAGCUUGCAAUCCGCCCUAUUUCAAGUCUUCAAUGCAAUCGUUCGUGCUUCACCGGAGUCCAGAGAAGCUGUACUGGGUUAUUUUUCUAGGGUGGUUUCGUUGAACGUGAAACGAGGUGGGAUGCAGGUGGACUUUGCCACGGUUGCCUCUGAUGGAUUCAUGGUCAAUCUCCACGCCGUUCUACUGCGCUUUGCUGAGCCUUUUAUGGAUGCGCAAUACUCGAAGAUCGACCGCAUUGAUCCUUGUUAUCUGGGACGUUCUUCUCGGGUCGACGUAUCCGACGAAACUCGAAUCAAAGCAACAGUAGAUGAAGUAAAUGAAUGGAACAGGGAGGUACAAGCUUCAGGAGGACCUGCUCCUAACUUCAUUUCGGAUAUAUUUUACCUGACUGCUGCAAUGAACCAUUAUGGUCCCAUUCGAACGAUUCAGUCAUUCGAUGACCUAUAUAAGCAAGCUGAUGAGCUGCAGAGGCAUAUUGAUCUUCUGACGUCGAGUAUGGCUCCGAUGCAUCCUGGUGAUCCAUUCAUGCUUCGGAUCCAAGCAGGAAUUGAAGCAGCAAAAAAAGAACUUGCUAAAGUCCACAUGGAGCGUCUCGCAUAUCAAGUGCAGCUCCUCGACCCGGAGUUCAUCUUCCGACAAAUAGGGUUCACGAAUUUCCUUGAGACAUGGCUUAUACGUCUUGUGGACCCGAAGAAGUCCCACCCGAAGCCAACCGUAGAAGUUCCGUUGCCCAAAGAAAUACCGACGGUGUUCCGAAUGCUUCCUGAGUAUUUCUUAGAGGACGUUGUGGACUUUUUGCUUCAUCUAAUGAGAAACUCACCGAUGAGCUUGGACUUAACUGGGAAAAACGAGCUCGUAACUUGGGCACUUACCUUCCUUCGUUCGUCUUGGUAUAUCAAAAACCCCUUCCUCAAGGCAAAAAUCAAUGAGGCCAUUUUCUACGGUACUCUCAGUUAUGGGAGACAAAAUGGAGUACUUGUCAACAUAUUAAACACGGAUCCAUUCGCAUUGAAGCAUCUCAUCCCAGCCCUUAUGUCUUUCUACAUAGAGGUCGAGCAAACUGGAGCAAGCUCGCAGUUCUAUGACAAAUUUAACGCUCGGCGGAAUAUUGCAUACAUUCUGAAGGCCAUUUGGAGCAACCCAUCGCACCGCCAGGCUCUACAUUCUGAAGCCAAUGAUACGGACAAGUUUGUUCGCUUCGUGAACCUUAUGAUUAAUGACGUGACAUAUCUUAUGGACGAAUCGCUCAGCGAACUAACUCAGAUUGCGACGAUUCAAAACGAGAUGGAGAGCCCUGAAUGGCAAACCAAAUCUCAAGAAUACCGCCAUGAACGAGAAGGGACUUUGCGUUCACUCGAGCGACAUGCGUCGGGAUACACAACUCUGGGGCGGUCAACAGUUGAUAUGCUGAAGAUAUUCACCGCAGAAACCAAAGCGCCGUUUAUGGUACCAGAAAUAGUUGAUCGCCUUGCAGCGAUGUUGGACUACAACCUCGACGCACUCGUUGGCCCUCGUUGUUCAGACUUGAAAGUCAAGGAUCGCGAGAAAUACCGCUUUGAGCCACGAAAGCUCCUCAGUGAUAUCUUGCAGAUCUACUUGAACCUUUCCGAUCAAGGUGAAUUUGUACGUGCGGUUGCGAAUGACGGACGGAGCUACAGGAAGGAGCUGUUUGAGAGUGCGGCGAGUAUCGCGCGCAAACGAACACUCAAGACAGAGGAUGAGAUCGAGCAACUGCGCAUCUUUGUUGUGAAGGUCGAAGAGAUGAAGGCGACUAUUGAGGUUGAAGAUGAUCUGGGAGAAGUACCAGACGAAUUCCUGGAUCCAUUGAUGUUCACAGUGAUGCGCGAUCCAGUCAUCUUACCGUCUUCAAGGAUCAGUAUAGAUCGUUCCACGAUCAAAUCGCACUUGCUUUCUGAUGCAACGGAUCCGUUCAAUCGUUCACCCCUGACUUUGGAAGAGGUUACUCCCAAUACCGAACUGAAGGCCCGAAUAGGCGCAUUCCUCGCUGAGCGUCGUAAGACAGGGAAUACUGCUCUCGAUGUACCAGAGAAGGACGUGGUGAAUAUGGAUGUGGACGCGGAUGCUUCAGGAUGAACGUGAUAGAUGAAAAGAACUAGCCAGCCUUGGAAUGUAUCAUUAAAACCGGACUCUAACAGUUGAUAUUACGUCGGAUUGCAUAAAU
Molecule: messenger RNA, 3420 nt
Organism: Fomitiporia mediterranea MF3/22
Lineage: Eukaryota; Fungi; Basidiomycota; Agaricomycetes; Hymenochaetales; Hymenochaetaceae
Exons: 23
Coding region: 24-3332 (1102 amino acids)
Biological process (GO): protein polyubiquitination
Cellular component (GO): nucleus; ubiquitin ligase complex; cytoplasm
Molecular function (GO): ubiquitin-ubiquitin ligase activity
Source: RefSeq, a predicted model, not a curated record